Molecule: messenger RNA, 276 nt
Organism: Funneliformis geosporum
Lineage: Eukaryota; Fungi; Glomeromycota; Glomeromycetes; Glomerales; Glomeraceae
Source: the annotation of a GenBank genome assembly
AUGCCAUCGGCAAAUUCCUUAGCAUCAUCAUCUUCUUCAGAAAUAGGAUCAGGCUCUUCACUUUUAAUAUUAUUGUUUGAUUUAGAUUAUAUUAAGGAUAGUGUUGACAAGCAUGUUCAAUCCCUUUUGAAUAGUUUAUGCUGGCCUAAAUCAAAUAAUAAUAUUGAAAGUGAAGAGUCUGAUCCUAUUUCUGAAGAAGAUAAUGAUGCUAAGAAAUCUGCCAAUGGCAUUUUAGUUCCUUGGGAUGAUACAAUAUCACGAUUUUUUUUAUUAUAG